Pestalotiopsis fici W106-1 is the source of this 1218-nucleotide messenger RNA. RefSeq lists its product as uncharacterized. The record is from RefSeq and is a predicted model, not a curated record. Bases 1 to 1218 code for a protein of 405 amino acids. The transcript has 4 exons. NCBI's taxonomy places the organism in Eukaryota, Fungi, Ascomycota, Sordariomycetes, Amphisphaeriales, Sporocadaceae.
AUGUCACUUCGGCUACGAAUGUCCAUCUACGCCGUUGCUUCUUUGUACACAUCGUCUCAUCAGCAAGGCUACCCUUUGUCUCCUGAUGACUUCGUUACGAGGGCUACACAUCGUGCAAAUGCUGCCAACUUGACCAUGGACGAGCUGAAAGCAUCCAUUCUGCUCUGUCUAUACAAACUUGCCAAGGCAACCACGUGGGAGGCCGUGGCCGAUAUGGGACGACUCACCCGAAUGGCAGAACUCUAUUACAGAAUCAUUGCGGCUAAUGACCAGAAUGCGGGAGGCUCACGGAGCAAACUUGAGUCCGAAGAGCUACGGACUGUGUGGUGGUGUAUCUAUUCACUGGACACAUUUUUCAGCGCAAUGGCGAUAAUUUCUCACGCUGUAACGGACCCUGCGCGGGGAAACAUGACACUACCCAAUGCGCCGGUGCCUGAUCUUUCCAACCCUGUCAGCCCAAAGCGAAGAAAUCUCGAACAUGUUGGAGAGCCAGAAUUAUCGCUUACAAAGGAUCUCAAGCUCUGGGAGACGAUGACCAUGUUGUUCUCCAGAUCGUCAUGCCGGGGCAGGAGCCUACACAUCGGUGCCUGCGCAUUCAUGAGAUCUGUCACGGAUUUGAGACUCUCCGUCAAACACGGUUGCGGGACAGCCUGGAAAGCUCGGUUCCGUGAAUUAGAAAGUGAUUUUUGCGCAGCCACGCUUUCAUUGCCUGUCUGGGUCUUCAAUCCGAGCCGCGAUUUCAGCAACGGAGAGACAGAAAGAGAACACCGGGACAGACUGGAGACAUUGUUUGUCUGGCAAUGUGCCUGCCUAUUACAUGCUGGAUUAGCUAUACAAUUGGAUGACACCGACGCAACGUCAACCGAGUCGAUAAUACACGGGCGAUGGCAAAAUGUCAUCGCUCGAGCAAAUGAGGUGCUCCACGUCGCGCAGAACUGGAAGCCAGACUACUUCGAGGCUAUCGAUGCGAAGAGCGCAUACAUCAUCUUUGUCACCGGAAUUAUCUUUACCCUAGACCAUGGUAUACGGGCAGCUGACACGUCCAAUAUUACUCCGUCGUCCCAUCACAUCGACCUGAUACUACUCUUCUUGGGUCAAAUUGGCCGCUAUUGGCCCCUGGGUAUGUACUUCAUCCACAAUGUUUUCAGGAGUGUGUGGCAUCUUGGGGAAGCAUACGCUGACUUCCAAGCAAGCGAACCGCCUAGCAGAUGUACUUAG